Molecule: messenger RNA, 2876 nt
Organism: Chionomys nivalis (European snow vole)
Lineage: Eukaryota; Metazoa; Chordata; Mammalia; Rodentia; Cricetidae
Gene: Zswim1
Product: zinc finger SWIM-type containing 1
Exons: 2
Coding region: 486-1856 (456 amino acids)
Molecular function (GO): zinc ion binding
Source: RefSeq, a predicted model, not a curated record
GAGAAACUGGCAUGGUGAUUGGCGAUCCUGAACGUCAGUCAGUCGGAGGCGGGCCCAGUGGGAGAAAUGGCUGCCGUGUCUGCCGACUGCCGGUGGGUGAGCGGUCUCGGUCUCUGCAGGGGCGGUGUGGAGCCGGGUUGCAGCGUUCAGGGCAUACAGCUCCCACCAGUGAGAGGUGGAUUUCGGCUCCGCUGAGCUUGAAAGCGAACCUCAGCCUUCCGCGUCCCACACCCGGGCUCAGGUGAGGUCAGAGGCCGCCUUCCCUCCCCGGUCCACAUUUUCGGACCCUAUAGGAUACAUCAGGAUCUGGAGCCAAAGACUCCAGCUUCCAGUUCUCUUAAUGGUCCAUCUGGAACAGAAUCUAAAACCGCAGUCUAACUUCAGGCAUCAAAUUCCGUGGCACUUGAGAAAUGUAAUGUUUUCCUGACGGCAGUCUUGCAGAGGAAGCAUCCUAGCGUGGGCCUUAGAUCCCUCCCUGCUCCUCCAUGGCCCUGACAAUGAUGGACGGACAUCUUAUUGAGGACUCGAGCCCACCCACACUGCUGCACCAGGUUAGCAAGACUCCUCAGCUAGAUGCCUUCAGCUACCAAAGCUCCUUCAUGCAAGACCUCUUUGCUCAUUUCCCCGAGGUCUUAUUUAUACACCGGACCUAUAACCCAAGAGGCAAGGUGUUAUACACCUUCCUGGUAGAUGGACCGCGGGUACAGCUUGAGGGUCCUCUUGCCCGAGUGGUGUACUUUGCUAUCCCUACCAAUGAAGAUGCCAAAGGCCUGGCCCAGAUGUUCCAGGUGUUCAAAAAGUUUAACCCAGCCUGGGAACAAGUCUGCACCAUCCUGGUGGAUCCCCACUUCCUCCUGCUGCCCUCCCUGACCAUGGAGUUCCCCACCGCUGAGGUCUUGCUCUCAGCCUUCCACAUCUGUAAGUUCCUCCAGGGUAAAUUCUAUCAGCUCUCCCUCGAGCAGCCGCUACAGAGUGUGCUUCUCUCCUCCCUGCAGAGCACGAUGUGCUCGGCCACAGCAGGCAACCUGAGGAAGCUGUACACACUCCUGAGCGACUGCAUUCCCUCCACCAGGCUGCCCGAGCUCCACUCACACUGGCUGCUCAAUGACCGUAUCUGGCUGGCCCACCGCUGGAGAAGCCGAGCCCAGAGCAGCCGAUACUUCCAGAGCCUGGAGGUCACAGCCCACAUCCUCAGUCAGUUUUUUGGUACUACCCCAUUUGAGAAACAAGGCAUGGCCUCUGUGUUCCGAUACAUGCAGCAGAACCCUUCAGACAAUGCAAGCCUCAGCCUGACCGUGACUGCCGAGGACAACCCCGCUCCUGCAGACACGAGCCCUGAAAGCCCCAGCACAGAGCAGUUGGUGGAAGCCCGUAUCCAGCACUCCCUCAAUGCCAUCUGCACAGGGCCAGCCGCCCAGCUCUGCCUAGGGGAGCUUGCCGUGGUCCAGAAAUCCAUGCACCUCAUUGGCUCUGGCUCGGAAAAAGUGAACAUACAGAUUCUGGAGGAUACGCACAACGUGCAGCUCCAGUCCCCAGCCAGCUGCAGCUGCUACUUUAACCAAGCCUUCCACCUGCCCUGCCGCCACAUCCUAGCCAUGCUCAGUGCCCGCCACCAGGUGCUCCAGCCUGACAUGCUGCAGGCUCCGUGGACCUCAGGCUGUGCCACCAGUCUAGACAGCAUCCUGGGAAGCAAGUGGAGCGCCGCCCUGGAUAAACACCUGGCCGUGACUCUCCUCACGGAAGAGGUAGGCCGGCUCUUGCAGCACUGUAGCCAGGAGGAAUUCGAGCGUCGCUACAGCACCCUUCGAGAACUCGCCGACAGCUGGAUUGGCCCUUACGAGCAGGUACAGCUCUGAUCGCACAGACAUACCCAGUCCUGGACACUGAACCGAGAGCAGCACGUGUGUGAGGCAGACACCACCACUGCUCUGUCCUCACUAGGUCGCCUAGGCUGGCCUGGAGCUCAGGAUAUAGCUGAGACUGGUCUUGAACUCCUCCUGAUCCUCUGUCUCCCAAGUGCUGACCACUGCCUCUUAUUUUGAGAUGCUUCACGAGGUUGCCCAGCCUAGUCGUGAACUCACUCUGUGGAUAGGCUGGCUUUGAACUUAUGAGCCUCUUGAGUGAGCGGGAUUCCAGGCCUGUAUCACCAGGCCUGACUUUUGGUCACGUUGUGGCCCUGAAGUGUUCGUGUACAUGUGUGCCUUCAGACCCUCCCCUCUGCACACAGCUAUGCUUCCUCCGGAAGUCCUCGUUAUACUCCAGUCUUCUAUCUAGAAUGUGGCAAACAGGUGUCAGAAAAUGUUUUCUGGCUGGACGGUGGUGGCACACGCCUUUAAUCCCAGCACGCAGGAGGCAGAGGCAGACGGAUCUCCGUGAGUUCGAGGCCAGCUUGGUCUGCAGAGCAAGUUCUAGGACAGGCUCCAAAACUACAAAGAGAAACCUUGUCUCAAACAACAAAACAAACAAAAAAACAAAGAAAAAGAAGAAAGAAAAUGUUUUCUGUUAAGGGGUCAGUAGUAAACAUUUGUGGGCUUUGAUGGUCGAAUGUGGGCUUUGUUCUACAUUCUGGCUUCAGAUUUGACAACUUUUUCACAAGGUAAAAUAUAGCUCAAGAAAUUUCUGUAAACAAGGGAUUGAUUCCUUGAGAGAGAUGGGGGAUGAUGAGGUUGAAGACUCAGUGUUGGUCACUACUGCCCCGGUCAUGAGAUGGCUCACCUGAUGCCAGCUCUGGAGUCUUCCCACAAAGGAAGAGGCUGCUGCAGUGAGUCAGCCAGGCUUCCCAGUUUUUCCUGGCCCACCCUGGGAUCAAUAAAGUGAAUGUUGUAUCCCCACACUUGUCCUGUGGUCUGCUUUAUACAUGGUCUGUGAGGGGGUGA